AUGGAGGCCAGCACCGUUUGCCCACAAUCGCGUCGCCUCUUUGUUACGGACCAAUCAACAAAAACACAAUUUUUAAUUGACACAGGAGCAGAUCUCUGUGUUUUUCCUCGCACUAUGGUCCCCGGUCGAAGAGAGAAGACGAAUUAUGAAUUAUAUGCUGCGAAUGGUACCCUGAUUGCCACAUACGGUUUUGAAACGAUUAAUCUCAACAUAGGGUUGCGGAGAAAUUUUUCGUGGCGUUUUGUUAUCGCCGAAGUUAGCAAACCAAUUAUCGGGGUAGAUUUUCUCGGUCACUACUCGUUAUUAGUCGAUAUACAAAAUCAACGUUUAAUUGAUAAUAACACAACCGUUUCCGUAGUCGGUCACGUAGUAGAUUGUAGCAGUCAAUGGCUAGAUAUACGAUCAAUCGCCGGUUCUUCACAAUGGCACAAAUUAUUAGAAAAAUAUUUAGACGUCACAAGACCCUCUGGCAUCGAAGGAAACGUGAAGCAUACUACAAAACAUCACAUUCACACUACACCAGGACCUCCAAUUGUCGAACGUCCCCGACGACUCGCACCGGAUAAGUUAAAACUGGCCAAGGAAGAUUUCAGCCAGAUGAUAACCUUAAAAAUUUUACGACCGUCAAAAGGACGUUGGGCUUCGCCACUACAUUUGGUUCCGAAGAAAAAUGGUUAA
Messenger RNA from Leptopilina boulardi, 678 nucleotides. RefSeq lists its product as uncharacterized. The transcript has a single exon. Gene Ontology annotation, molecular function: aspartic-type endopeptidase activity. The coding region runs from base 1 to 678 and encodes 225 amino acids. The record is from RefSeq and is a predicted model, not a curated record. Gene Ontology annotation, biological process: proteolysis. Lineage: Eukaryota; Metazoa; Arthropoda; Insecta; Hymenoptera; Figitidae.